ACUCUUGCCGCUAACCUCCAUUAUACUUUGCAAAGGAUAAAUAACCCAACAAUACAUGGCUUUAGCUUUACUCUUACUCAAAAACCCCUUAAAAAUAAACCCCUGCAACAAGUCCUCAUCAUUCUGUUGCGCCACAAGUUCAUUCUCUUGCUCCUCCCCAAGAGUUUAGCAGCCACAAUGAAAUUACCUUCCAGAGGAAGGCCACCUCUUCCCAUUAUUAUUGCCAUAGUCGUCUGUUCUUUUGCCUUCAUAGCUCUCUUCUAUACAGAAACGGUUACUUUACUUUCUCCCAGAUCCAUUUUCAAGCGUAAAUAUUCCUGCUCCGGAAAAAAUGCGGCCAGAAAAUCUAAUGACAGAAAUGCAGAGAAUGAUGUGGAUGAGUCCCUUGUAGAUGAUAGGUUCGAGUUUGACGCAGAGGAAUGCAAUGUUGCUAACGGAAAGUGGGUGUUUAACAGUUCAAUCAAGCCCUUAUACUCAGACAGAACCUGCCCGUAUCUUGAUAGGCAAGUUUCUUGUGUCAAGAAUGGACGGCCGGAUUCUGACUAUCGUCACUGGGAAUGGCAGCCAGAAGAUUGUACCUUGCCUAGGUUUAAUCCAGAGCUCGCUCUUAAGAAACUGCGAGGAAAGAGGCUAUUGUUUGUAGGAGAUUCACUGCAACGUGGCCAAUGGCAAUCUUUCGUCUGUAUGGUCGAAUCCAUCAUACCUGAGGACAAGAAGUCCAUGAGGCGGGGCCGUUCCCUUUCAGUCUUCAAAGCCAAGGAAUAUAAUGCUUCAAUUGAAUUCUAUUGGGCCCCAUUUCUUGUGGAGUCCAAUUCGGAUCUCCAUAUUAUAGCAGAUCCAAAGAAGAGAAUACUGAAAGUGGAUUCUGUCAAAAAGCAUGCCAAAAGUUGGGUAGGAGUGGAUAUCCUCGUCUUCAAUACAUACGUUUGGUGGAUGAGUGGUCUUAGACUCAAAACACUAUGGGGAUCGUUUGCAAAUGGGGAAGAAGGGUAUGAAGAGCUGGAUACACCAAUUGCUUACAGAAUAGGUUUGAAGACGUGGGCCAACUGGGUCGACUCAACUGUUAAUCCCAAUCACACCCGUGUCUUCUUCACCACCAUGUCCCCUACACACACCAGAAGCGAAGACUGGAAUAGAAAGAAUGGAACCAAAUGUUUCAAUGAGACAAAGCCAGUCAUGAAAAGGAAGCACUGGGGAACCGGUUCCGAUAAGCGAAUAAUGAGCGUCGUAACAAAUGUUGUGGAGAAAAUGAAAGUUCCCGUUACGGUCAUCAACAUAACACAAAUCUCCGAAUACCGGAUUGAUGCCCACGCAUCGAUUUACACAGAGACCGGGGGUCGACUGUUGACUGAUGAGGAGAAAGCUGACCCAUUACACCAUGCAGAUUGCAUCCAUUGGUGUUUGCCAGGAGUCCCAGACACUUGGAAUCAAAUCUUUUUGGCACAUUUGUAGGAAAACCAAAAAAUCUACACCGAUACUCCAUGUGUUUUUGUCACAACAAGAUGUCAAUUAUACAUAGCUUUUGAUUUCUUAUUUCCAAAUCCUUUGAUUUGCAGCAGAAAACAAAAAUUCUGGCCAAAUUGUAAUUCAAAAUGCAACUCCUUUGAUUUGA
Messenger RNA from Alnus glutinosa, 1612 nucleotides. Its product is annotated as protein trichome birefringence-like 3. Gene Ontology annotation, cellular component: Golgi apparatus. The record is from RefSeq and is a predicted model, not a curated record. NCBI's taxonomy places the organism in Eukaryota, Viridiplantae, Streptophyta, Magnoliopsida, Fagales, Betulaceae. The coding region runs from base 178 to 1452 and encodes 424 amino acids. The transcript is spliced from 6 exons. Gene Ontology annotation, molecular function: O-acetyltransferase activity.